Molecule: messenger RNA, 240 nt
Organism: Parnassius apollo (apollo)
Lineage: Eukaryota; Metazoa; Arthropoda; Insecta; Lepidoptera; Papilionidae
Source: the annotation of a GenBank genome assembly
AUGAUAGUAAGAACUGAUGUCAUUUUAACGAUGUACUGCGCACACGUGCAACGACGGGCGGCCGAGAUUUGUCGCCGUUUUUGCUUCGAGAGCCGCAGCGACUGGAGUUCGAGGUGUCGUGGUUGGGGCCGGUCGAUUGGUAAUCGACAGUAUUGCUUCGUGAAUUCUAUGAUCGAGACUUCGGUAAAAAAUCUACGCAUUUUGGAAGGAAUAUCUUCGCGAUCAUUUUCUGCAUUUUAA